UGGACGGGCGCGGGUGCUGGAGGCGGCGGGGACCGGAGCCGGAGCGCCGGGGAGAGCAUUGGACAUUUUUCCACCAUGCUGGUGACAUUUUAAGUACAUUUGUCAAUUUUCCCAAGUUUUGCUGAAGAAAAUCAGAAAAACUUCUACUUGAGGACUGACGUAUUAUCUGCCAAUUACCAGGUCUGCAGGAUGAAUCUGGAGAAACUCAGCAAGCCUGAGCUCCUUACACUGUUCAGUAUUCUCGAAGGGGAACUUGAAGCUCGCGACCUUGUGAUCGAAGCUUUAAAGGCCCAGCACCGGGACACUUUCAUUGAAGAGCGCUAUGGCAAGUACAACAUCAGUGAUCCCUUAAUGGCUCUCCAGAGAGACUUUGAGACUCUGAAGGAGCAGAAUGACGGGGAGAAGCAGCCAGUGUGCACAAACCCCCUCUCGGUUCUGAAGGCAGUGAUGAAGCAGUGCAAGAACAUGCAGGAGCGCAUGCUGUCCCAGCUGGCCGCCGCCGAGAGCCGGCACCGCAAGGUAAUCCUCGACCUGGAGGAAGAAAGGCAGAGGCAUGCCCAGGACACUGCAGAAGGGGACGAUGUCACCUACAUGCUGGAGAAGGAGCGAGAGCGACUAACUCAGCAGCUGGAGUUUGAGAAGUCCCAGGUGAAGAAGUUUGAGAAGGAGCAGAAGAAGCUGUCGGGCCAGCUGGAAGAGGAACGCGCCCGCCACAAGCAGCUCUCAGCCAUGCUGGUGCUCGAGUGCAAGAAAGCCACGAGCAAGGCGGCCGAGGAAGGCCAGAAGGCCGGGGAGCUGAGCCUGAAGCUGGAGAAGGAGAAGAGCCGUGUGAGCAAGCUGGAAGAGGAGCUGGCGGCCGAGCGCAAGCGGGGCCUGCAGACCGAGGCCCAGGUGGAGAAGCAGCUGUCUGAGUUUGACAUCGAACGGGAGCAGCUGAGAGCAAAGCUGAACCGAGAGGAGAACCGCACCAGAACCCUGAAGGAAGAGAUGGAGAGUCUGAAAAAGCUGGUGAAGGAGCUGGAGGCUUCCCGCCAGCACAGCAGUGCCCAGGCACCCUCCAGGAAACCCGGGGCCGUCGCGAAAGGCACAGCCACGGAGCCUCGUGUCCUCGUGUCUGUGUGCUGCCAGACGGACGGCGCCCAGGUGGAAAGGACGCCCGGCAGCGGGGUCCCCAAGGCGGCCACCCCGGUGCCCACCACCCCCACCUACUCUUACGCAAAAGCCAACGGCCACCUGGACCCGGAGCUCCAGUCCUCCAGGGAGCCGACGGCCGGGAGCGGUGGGGAGAGCUCGGUGCCUUCCCGAGAGCGCUCCGGGGGAGCCCAGGAAAGAGCUGUGGAGAACGGGGUGGGAGACUCCUCAGGCCCUGCGCCCGCCCACCUGCCGUCCAGUGGGAGCUCCCUGUCCCCCAGCAGCACGGCCUCCUCCUCUCUCACCUCCUCCCCAUGCUCGUCCCCUGUGCUGACCAAGCGUCUCCUGGGCUCAGCAGGGAGCAGCCCCGGCUACCAGUCCUCCUACCAAGUGGGCAUCAACCAGCGAUUCCACGCAGCGCGGUACAAAUUCCAGUCCCAAGCGGACCAGGACCAGCAAGCCAGCGGCCUCCAGAGCCCCCCAUCCCGAGACCUGUCCCCCACCCUCCUGGAUAACUCGGCCGCCAAGCAGCAGGCGCGUAACACAGUCACUCAGGUGCUCUCCAGAUUCACCAGCCAGCAGGGCCCCAUCAAGCCCGUUUCUCCCAACAGCUCCCCCUUCGGUACAGACUAUCGGAACCUGGCUGCCUCAGCCAGCCCCAGGAGUGACACCAGCCAUUCUCCCACCCCCGGGAAAGUGUCCAGUCCUCUGAGCCCCCUGUCUCCAGGGAUCAAGUCUCCUACCAUCCCCAGGGCUGAGAGAGGCAACCCUCCCCCUAUCCCACCCAAGAAACCGGGCCUCACCCCUUCUCCAUCUGCUGCCGCACCACUGACCAAAACCCACCCUCAGGCAUCAGCCAUGCCCACCUCCGAGGACCUCGCUGGCAGCUGCGCUCCCACCGCGGUGGUGGCCAAUGGCAAGGACCUGGAGAUCCUCUUGCCCAGCAGCAGCUAGUGGCCAGAGGGCCCACCUCGCCACACAUCUGACAUUCCAUCUGACCCCUGCCGGGAGCCAGGUCACACCCCGCAGGAGGUCGCGUUAUUUAUUUUGGUCGUCGCCCAAACCAUCUGUGUAAUACAGUUAGUGUAUCUUACGUUUUUAUGUUCUUUUUUGAGUCAAAUCCGGGUUGUUUGGAUUUUUGCGACUCAUAUCUCUGUACUGAAGCCUGAUGGCCACCUCAGUGACCUCCAGCUCAGCCGUCACCAUCCUGCGUGACCAGGAAAGCUAACUGAGUACAGGCGGUGACGGGGCUCUCUAUCUCGAAGCCCAGAGUCCCUCCGAUGCGAUUUUGACUUAUGCAGAAGAGGUUCGUGCAGAUUUUUAUUCCAGAUGAACAUGUUUUCAAAGUGCCUGAAAUGACUGCCAUAUGAAUGUGAUUCUGCAGCGAAAACACAAAAGCAGACCCUUGAAAUUGCAGAAAAUGAGAUCCUCUGUGAAUUCUGAAUGUUAAAAACCAACACUGCUUUUAAUCAGUCCUCUUUGACUCUUUUUUAAUCCAAGCGCUGCGAGCAGGACAGACAAGACUGCCGCCGGAGCUGGGGACCCCCAUCGUGGUGGGGGUGAGUUCACCACAGGACGGACCCCAGAACCCUGAGAAACAUCCCCCCAGCUCCCUGCGGGAAGCAGUCGGUGCUGAUUUGCUUGUACUCUUGAGAAAUUAAGUUUCUCCCCGUCUCCUGCACACAUUCUCAAGUAGAAUGAAAUCACCUCUCCAUUCAAACUAUAUCUUCAGGCUUCUACUGUUGAGAAAGGAAUUUCUGAUUCCAGUUGCUGUUACUUGAAUAGGAAAUGGUUGCUCAUUCUGUAUAAAAGUGCAGCAGAAUGAUCUCUUUAUUCUGUAAUCAAAUAGCAAUAACUUAAAGUCACUCCCUUUGUAAUGUUGUAAGUCAGAAUGAUACAGGUUUAACCAGAUUGUUACACUUCACUCUACAAGCUGCCAGCACUUGGUGUCUGUAUCUGUGGAACCAAAUUAACUUUUGCCUAAAUGGAAGUAUACAUAUAUCUGUAUAGAUACACACCCCUUUACAUGUCUAACAUGCACACUUAAACACAUAAAUAUUAGUGUGAUUUUACCUUUGGAGUUUGCAAUAUAGCAUAAAGGAUGAAUAGAAAUGCACAUUAAGAUUACCAACCAAAGCCUCCAGAUGUGGCUGAGACCCAUGCAUUCAAAGAAGAAAAUCAUGAUCACAAGGAGCUGGGAAAAUUUGAGAUAAGACCAGGCCUUCAGACUCAUUGAAAGGCAGAGCCAAGGGCAGCAGAUAGCACAAAGGGCUGCUUGGCCAUGUGGAAGCCUCAGGUUCAAUUCCCCACCAUACCAGUAGCCCAGGAGCACCACUGGGGUAUCUUCCACAACAGAACAAAACACAGACAACAGCAGCCAAAGGCAGAGCCAAACUCAGUCCAGUGUCAUAAAACUCCACUGGUGAAACUGUCCCAAGGCCAGUGGUGUGAGACCACAGGAGCCACAGGAACCGGGACGCACGGGAGGCUUGAGCCCCCAUGAGAAGAGCCUCCCCCCGUCAGCUUCAGCUGCUACUGCCACGCAGCUCAACUGUCUGUGCCAUAGAAAUUGUUUAUGAGAUGUUGUUAUUUUGAAAUCUCCAGAACGGAUUCAAAACUUGGUUAAACUGCAGCUUAAGCAAACACUUAGGUAUCUGCAUCUAGCUCCCGGGCCACAAGCUCCUCCAGCCUAGAAACUUGCCUCAUUUCCAUCACUGGAAGUCUUGAGGACAGAAGCCUCCAGACUUUGCAACUUUUAGGUGAGAACAAAUGCUCAUGUCCCUAGAAUACUGCAUCCCUCUUCACCCUCAUUUAACCCUGCUGUCCUCAGCCUACUCAGACACAGUCGGGAAGUGAUUUAUAUCCACAGAGAUGAAAAAGGUUGGGGUCCCCUCAGCUACAUUCUCAUCAUUGACACAGCAGCAGUGCCAGACGUGCUCUCAUGAAAAGCCCUUUAGCCUUGACCCAGUAUGAGUUGGUGGAGAAGAGGCAGGCGAUGGAAAUUACCUUAUUAAUCAUAAGGUAUUGGUUUCUUCACAACUUAUGGCUGAUUGAUGUCCAUGUUGUAAAAAAUAAUAAUAGAGGACUACUGUGCCCCAGAGGGAUCUCCCAAAGGGUGCUGAGGUUAUCUUGAGUCACCCAGGGCAGUCAUGCCACCACCCUGAUUCCCACACACAGCCAGCUGAAUCAUGUUGAUAAAGUGGCUGAACUUUGGAGCUGGAGAGAUAGCACCACAGGUAGGGCGCUUCCUUGCAUGUGACUGCCCUGGGUUUGAUCCCCAGCACCACAUAUGGUCCCCCAAGGAUCGCCAGGAGUUAUUCCUGAGUGCAGAGCCAGGAGUAAGCCCUGAGCAUCAUCAUAUGUGGCCCAAAGGAAAACAAAAAAAUGGCUGAACCUUUUACAAGAAGUGAUUCCAGUCUCAGAGUGAGUGUUAUUACCUCUUUUGCUGUAACCGGUAAUCUUAAAAGUUGCAUUGUAUUCUUCCUUUGUUUGGGCAUAGAUAUAUAUAUAGAGAGAGAGACUAUAAGGAAGUUUAUUUCUUAGCAAGUGCACUGAAUAAUGUAUUUCUUUUACCGUGUAAUAUGGGGGGGGGGGGGGAUGCGAAAGAAAUGUGUAUUUUUGCUAGUUGCCUAUCUUCUGAGAUAAACAAGCACAAUACUGAGAUGGAUCCAAUAAUCCAGUUAAGUAUUAGAGAUUAGUAUUUAAGUUUGCUGUAGAUUGUGUGUGUGCUAAGUAAAAGUUCCAUGAUUCACAAUUGCGGUAUUAACCCAUGUUAACAGAAGCUAUGUUACUGGUUAACAGGUUCUUAAUGCUGUGCAACAUAACACAAGCAUUAACUAGUUAACAUUUGUAAAGCCCAAAGCACCAUGCAGAAGACUCAUCCAUUCUAAUAACAGUACAUUAAAACAAAUGAUAUCACGUGUGGGGAGAAAUAA
Molecule: messenger RNA, 5066 nt
Organism: Sorex fumeus (smoky shrew)
Lineage: Eukaryota; Metazoa; Chordata; Mammalia; Eulipotyphla; Soricidae
Gene: CTTNBP2NL
Product: CTTNBP2 N-terminal like
Exons: 6
Coding region: 190-2085 (631 amino acids)
Source: RefSeq, a predicted model, not a curated record